Salvelinus fontinalis (brook trout) is the source of this 6468-nucleotide messenger RNA. RefSeq names its product ArfGAP with SH3 domain, ankyrin repeat and PH domain 2a (gene asap2a). Gene Ontology annotation, biological process: positive regulation of GTPase activity. Gene Ontology annotation, cellular component: cytoplasm. The record is from RefSeq and is a predicted model, not a curated record. NCBI's taxonomy places the organism in Eukaryota, Metazoa, Chordata, Actinopteri, Salmoniformes, Salmonidae. Gene Ontology annotation, molecular function: GTPase activator activity; protein binding. Bases 424 to 3405 code for a protein of 993 amino acids. The transcript has 29 exons.
CCCUCCUUCUUCACCUUUGUCAAUUUCUGCACUUUCAUUAAACGUCGUGUUGUUUCCCAGGCUAGGAAAUAAGUUCACAGGCUUUAUUUGAGCUUUGGAAGACAGAGGGCACCACCAGAAGAGAAAAGCCUAUACGUUUUUUUUGGAUUUCCCUGGAAGUCGAGUGGGACCCGCCAAAUUGAGGGGGAAGUAUACAGUUUAGAGCAGUGAGCCAUCGAAUCGAAAAGGCUGCAGUAGCAACUGAGUUAGAAGCGUGCAACAUUGUUGCAGUGAGGUUGUGACUGCGCGGACAAGGGAAUAGCACUCUGCAAUGCUUAACUUGAGAGCAUUUUAUCAGAAUUUUCUAUUGUAAACUUUUCUCAAAUUCGAAUUAAAUCCCUGGUGUUUAACAGGAAUACAAUAUAUUUUCAAAAAGGAUAAAAAAUGCCGGACCAAAUUACAGUUUCGGAGUUCGUGGCGGAGACAAAUGAAGAUUAUAAAGCGCCGACGGCUUCAAACUUCACCACUAGAAUGUCCCACUGUCGGAAUACCGUUACUGCUUUGGAGGAGGCGCUGGAUGUGGACCGCAGCGUGCUGUACAAGAUGAAGAAGUCAGUCAAGGCCAUCUACACCUCGGGUCUCGCCCAUGUGGAGAAUGAGGAGCAGUACACCCAGGCUCUGGAGAAGUUUGGGGAGAACUGUGUCUACAGGGACGACCCCGAUCUGGGUUCUGCCUUCCUCAAGUUCUCGGUCUUCACCAAGGAGCUCACCGCCCUCUUCAAAAACCUGUUCCAGAACAUGAACAACAUCAUCACCUUCCCUCUGGACAGCCUGCUGAAAGGAGACCUGAAAGGAGUCAAAGGGGACCUGAAAAAGCCAUUUGAUAAGUCCUGGAAAGACUAUGAAACAAAAGUCUGCAAAGGACAUUCUUUACUGAAAGGCACUAAGAUCGAGAAGGAGAAGAAGGAGCACGCGCGGCAGCACGGCAUGAUCCGCACUGAGAUCAGCGGGGCGGAGAUCGCAGAGGAGAUGGAGAAGGAGAGGAGGUUCUUCCAGCUGCAGAUGUGUGAGUAUCUUCUCAAAGUGAACGAGAUCAAGAUCAAGAAAGGGGUGGACCUACUCCAGAAUCUCAUCAAAUAUUUCCACGCACAGUGCAAUUUUUUUCAGGACGGGCUGAAAGCAGUAGACAACCUCAAACCAUCCAUAGAGAAACUAGCCACAGACUUACACACGAUAAAGCAGGCCCAGGACGAGGAGAGGAAGCAGCUCACUCAGCUACGGGACGUCCUCAAGUCAGCGCUGCAGGUGGAGCAGAAGGAGGAUUCCCAGGUGCGACAGAGCGCUACCUACAGUUUGCACCAGCCGCAGGGAAACAAGGAGCACGGUACUGAGCGCUGUGGGAACCUCUACAAGAAGAGUGACGGGCUAAGGAAAGUGUGGCAGAAGAGAAAGUGUUCAGUGAAGAACGGAUACCUCACCAUAUCACAUGGGACGGGGAACCGACCGCCGGCAAAACUCAACCUCCUCACCUGUCAGGUGAAACAUAACCCAGAAGAGAAGAAGAGCUUUGACCUCAUCUCACAUGACAGAACCUAUCACUUUCAGGCCGAGGACGACCCAGAAUGUCAGAUAUGGAUCUCUGUGCUGCAGAACAGCAAGGAGGAAGCACUGAAUAAUGCAUUUAAAGGGGACCAGCACGUUGGGGAGAACAACAUAGUGCAGGAACUGACCAAGGCCAUCCUGGGAGAGGUCAAGAGGAUGACGGGCAACGACAUCUGCUGCGACUGUGGCGCUCCCAACCCUACCUGGCUCUCCACCAACCUGGGCAUCCUGACCUGUAUUGAGUGUUCUGGGAUCCACAGGGAGCUGGGAGUCCAUUACUCUAGGAUCCAGUCUCUCACACUGGAUGUCCUCAGCACCUCUGAACUCUUGCUGGCCAAGAACGUGGGGAAUGCAGGCUUUAACGACAUCAUGGAGGCGUGUCUAUCUGCGGAAGAUGUGGUCAAACCCAACCCUGCUAGUGACAUGCAAGCCCGUAAGGACUUCAUCACAGCCAAGUACACAGAGAAGCGUUUCGCCAGGAGGAAUUGUCCAGACGGGGCGUCCAAGCUGCACACCCUGUGUGAUGCGGUCAAGGCCCGGGACAUCUUCUCUCUGAUCCAGGUGUACGCGGAGGGAGUUGACCUGAUGGAGCCCAUCCCCCUGGCCAACGGACAUGAACAAGGAGAGACGGCCCUUCACCUAGCGGUCAGACUAGUGGACAGGACCUCGCUCCAUAUCGUCGACUUCCUCACUCAAAACAGUGUGAACCUGGACAAACAGACAGCCAAAGGCAGCACGGCCCUCCACUACUGCUGCCUGACUGACAACAUGGAGUGUUUGAAACUGCUGCUGCGGGGCAAGGCAUCCAUAGACAUUGCUAAUGAGUCUGGGGAGACGCCGCUGGACAUCGCUAAGAGACUGAAGCACCUGCAGUGUGUGGAGCUGCUGAACACGGCGUUGGCGGGGAAGUUCAACGUCCACGUGCACGUAGAGUACGAGUGGCGUCUGCACCAUGAAGACAUGGACGAGAGUGACGAGGACCUGGAUGAGAAGGUGAGGCCCAGCCCCCACCGGCGAGAGGAACGCCCGGUCAGCUGCUACACCCCUGGCUCCAACUCCCACCGCCAGCCCAGCCCUGCUUCCCUGGCACGGGACGCUUCCAGUCUGGCCAAGGACAAGCAGCGUGGUGGAUACAUGCCCAACCUGGUCAACAACGAGACCUACGGCACCAUCCUCAACGCCAGCCCCCCCGCGCCCGGGGGGCCCACCCCCACCUCUGCACCCCCCCUGCCCCCACGAAACAUAGUCCAGUUGUCAGGUCUGGGUGGGAUGGUCCAGUCAUCAGGGUCCUCUGGGUGGAAGCCUGGCUCUAUAGACCUGGGGGUCCGACAGAGGUCCUCCUCAGACCCCCCCAAUAUCCACCCCCCCGUACCCCCCAUGAGGGUCACCUCAACCACUGGUCUUGCUCCUCCCCCCGUGGCCAAGACAGUGAGUAUGAUAGAGGCGAUGAACCAACAGUCUAAACCAGGGACCGGACAGGGCCACAACAGAGCCCCCACACCUAAGUCUCCUUCUGGCAACGACAAAAGCUUCAGCAAAGGACCGACUCGAACUGGGUCCAUCGAAAGACCAGCUAAAGAAGUGCCGGGAUCGCUGCCUCCCGCCCCCAUGCCUAGGAAGACCUAUCCGAAGCAGAGGCCCAAGCGGGUGAAGGCCAUCUACAACUGUAUGGCGGACAAUGCAGACGAGCUGACCUUCUCUGAGGGGGAGGUGAUCGUGGUGGAUGGGGAGGAGGACCAGGAGUGGUGGCUGGGCCACAUCGAAGGAGAACCUAUGAGGAGGGGGGCUUUCCCCGUCACAUUCGUACACUUCAUCAUGGACUGAAAGUCAAAGGUCAACACAGGACCUGGAAUGGAAACCAUGGAAAUGCCCUCCACCUCCCCACAUUUUUGUGGAGAAAUUAUCUUUGUCAUCAUCAAAGCUUGUGCCUGCACCGACACUAAAGAAGAGUGAAGUGUCGAUGCCCAAUGCUUUGGCUAUACAGUCUGUGUUGCCAUGACAACAGAUACACCCUUUACUCCAGGAAUGUCAUGUGACUCUUUUAGGCCAAGCCUGCAAAGGCUCGGGGGGGAAACUGUGUUUAGACUUCUGACACCAUCUGACAUAAAAAAAACGAUGAUUGUAGUAGAUAACCUCUUGCAAUAAAAUGCACUUUCUGCUUAUUUAUCCUGGUCGCGACAUUUAGAGGAUUAUUGACAAAAUGAAGGUUCUGUUAAUAAGUAUUUCACUCUGUUGUCUUUGGUUUUGUGAAUUGUACAGACAGUUCUUCAAGGACAGCUGACGGGGGCAGUAAUGUGUAUCUUUAGGAUUUCUUUCACUUAUUGUUAAUGUGAAUAUAGUCAAUAUGCUUACAUUCCAUCUCCUUGCAUGGUUAAAGGGUGAACAUAUUUUUUAAACGCUUAACUGCUUAAUAGGCAAAUACAUGUAAACUUUAUAGGACUCACAAUGUGGGAAGCAAACUCAGUGGUGUAGUGGUGCCUGGAGAAGUGGGUAUACUAUAAUUUGGCAAAAAUAAAAUACCAAAGGCCUGCCUGGUGAAGGUGUGGAAAAACUCUGACAAAAAAUGAUAAAUCACAUGUUGGUCUUUAACAGUAAGGCCAACCCAAGCGGUACUGUGCAAGUGGGCUAAUAGUAAUUCAGUCAAACAAAUUCUCUCCAAGUCACACUUUUUAAUAGAACAUCCAAUUUAGUUGUUUUUCUAAGUCCACAACAAUGCCACACCAGGAGACCACUUUUGAGGUGUGCUAAAAAUCAAAUGUAUUUUUUCUGUAGUAAUUAUCCUUUAAUUCAACUGUGCAGACACCUAUCACUCUUUGGUUAGCGGUGUUUCUGUAAUGCACAUGAGAUGGAGUUGUCAAAACAAAUGGCCACCGGAUUGAUGCAAAUAAUCAUGCUGCCAGGUAGGAUAGGCCCCUUUGUAGCUAGUUAACAUUUAAUUUAGAGUUUUUGGGGGGAAAGCCUUUCCAUCUAGGCUACAAGAAGAUUAUUAGGCCUAUGAUUAGCUUUGCUAUAUUUUUCCUGUUCCUUAAUUAUUAAACGUCCAGGUUUCAAACGUCAUGUUAUGGGGCAUGUCCUACAUUCUUAAAAGUAGCCUAUAGUUAAAAUCCCACCAUAUAUAAACAUGGAGGUAAUUAUUUUAGACAUCCUCAUAUUCACGCUCCGGCUCUAUUGGUUUCUAAAUCCGCUUUCUUUCAUUGUUUAUCACACAAAGGCAUUAUCGUAGUCAUAUUAGCAACCCGUAAUAAUUGUUGCGUCUUUAGAGCUUCCCUCUUUCAAAAUGUCUCUGUCCAUGAAACCGCUCGCAUGUGCAGUGCACAUUUUAGAAUGAGUUUUCCUGCUAAUUGCAUUUUGGAACAUUUGCGUGUGACCCUACCGCCAUGUGCACAUUACUGCGCUUAAAAUGUGAAGAAAUAAUAGUUCAACGUUUUAAGCUAAACAUUCUGAUCUGAUCCAUCAGCCUUAUUCAUUGAUACGGCGUAUCCCUCCACCACACUAGCCUACUUUGAUAUACAUCGUGGGAUUAAGAAAUUGAGUAUACCCUCCACUACACCACUAGCUAAACAUAAUUCAAAAUGGUGCUAACCCAGUAAUAUGCUAGGAGUCCUCCCCUAUGGGUGAUCCACUGUCCCCAUUUCUAGACAAUUUAGGCCUGUAUUUAACUGGGAGAACCCAGGCUCACUAUCCUACUGUGUGCGCUGACCUGCAUGCGUGCAUGUGCAUAUCAGCUUGAAACAAUAGAAGUUACUUACAGCACAUCAUCUCCAUUUAGAUGGCCUACAGUGUGGUACCAGAUUUACUGCAUUAGCCCGUCUGACAUUUUUACUCUGUUUAUAAAAUGCCUCAUUGUUGCACUUCUUACCCUUUUGGUAUAAUAUCAAUAUCAUCAGUGAAAUGGAUGUUGUGAACUAUCUGAGCUGCAUAGAUCACACUUUAAAUGUGAACCACCAUCUUUCUGUGGCUCUGGUCAAAAGUAGUGCACUAUAUUUGGGACAUAGACAGUGAGAGAGAGAUCUGCAGAGGGGUUUAUGCACCUCAUGGGGCAAGGGUGAUGGCUCCUGUCCUGUGGCUCUUUUAUCUGUGUGGACAGCAGGCUAUCAAAUGGCACACACACAGAGGUACAUGUGGACACACAUGCACAUAGUUGUCAUUGUGCUAAAAAUAACUUGUCCUUUGAGGUGACAUUGUAAGGGGGAUGGCAAUACCAAAUGACACACUUGAAAGGACAAUGCAACUACUUUUAUGCACUCUUACACACACACACACACACCUACCAUAGUAUUCAAUCUGAUUCAUAGUGCUCAGCCUAUAAUUCUACCAUAGUCCACAACUUGAUUACUAGCUGGGACCAGCAUUAGUUACAGACCACCCUUGUUUUAUAUAUCCUAGGUCCCAUACUGAAGAGUAUGUUUUAAACUUUAAUAUUCUUACAAAGCAUUUGACGUAAUGUCUGAUUUUGGUUGCAGAGCAACUCUUAUCUAUACAUGUUUGAUGUUUAAUCUUAAAUGGGACAUACACUACCCUCAAUUGUGAAUGAACUACGAUAGACGACGACAAGAGGCGUCGCAUGUAAAAAUGUAUGUGUCACACUGUUCCUCCCCAUAUUAACUCACUGGAAAUGGGAUGGUUCAUCUGUAAAUGUACAUAGAUAUUUAAAUGUAUGAAAUAAGAGUUCACGACCUUGGCAGUAACUGUCUUUGAAUGCACUGCGGUGACGUGCUGUUUUCUAGCUGGUGUUCAGUGUGUAGUCUAGCAGUGUACACACAAACCCAAGGCUGAGAAGCUAUUCCAUUCACACUCAUUGACUCUGGAUCACAGCAUUGACUCUAACCUAUUGUGCAAAAUAAAUUGAGAAAUUGAAACUGGAAUAAUAAAAUUAAAUAAUUCCCA